CUGUUUGGCAGUGAAGCCUUGACUGACAUCCAUCAUCCCUGGACCUCUAUGGAUUCGUUGCCUGCCUCUUUUUGAGAUCUUUCCAGAGUCGCCUCUCUUCAUUCGUCUUGUGAUUACCUUGUCGCUUUGGUGUGUUUGGAUCAUGGCCAUGAAGGAAAUUAUACUCCCUAUCAGCGAGGUGUCAAGUCCGUACCCGGAGGUCGUGGAACUCAAUGUGGGCGGCCAGGUGUAUGUCACCAAGCGCUCCACUCUGGUCAGCAUACCUGACACCACCCUUCACACCAUGUUCACACGGUGCAACCCGCACGAGUUGCCCCGCGACAGCAGAGGGCGCUUCUUCAUCGACCGCGAUGGCUUCUUGUUCCGAUACGUGCUGGACUUUCUACGGGACCGCCAGCUCGUGCUACCUGAACACUUCCCGGAGCGGGAACGUCUUCAACGUGAGGCCGAGCACUUCCAGUUGGGGGAACUUCUGAGACUUCUGAGCCCGCGUGUAGCCAAGCAAGGCUCGCUCAACGACGAAGGCUGCCAGAGUGACAUUGAGGAAAGUUCACAGAGUAGCGAGUUGGUGACUCGAACUGGAAACAGCGCCACCAACUAUGCAACUUCCUCUUCCACCCUGGACAAGAGGUCAGGGUUCAUUACGAUUGGUUAUCGGGGAUCCUACACGAUGGUGAGGGAUAACCAAGCCGAUGCUAAGUUUAGGCGCGUGGCGCGGAUCAUGGUCUGUGGGCGUAUCGCUUUGGCGAAGGAGGUGUUCGGGGACACUCUAAAUGAAAGUCGGGAUCCUGACCGUCCACCAGAGAAAUACACAUCGCGCUUCUACCUGAAGUUCACCUACCUUGAGCAAGCGUUCGACAGAUUGAGCGAGGUUGGGUUCCAGAUGGUGGCCUGCAACUCAACCGGAACAGCUGCGUUUGUUAACCAGUACAGAGACGACAAGAUCUGGAGCAGCUAUACCGAGUACAUUUUCUUCAGACCUGCCUGCAAGUCAGCAUCCCCUAAACUGGAGCGUGAGGAGCCCAAGUCUGAGAAACUGCUGGAUAAGGCCAGUGAGAGCGGAGCCUCGUUGAACGAGCUCUCCACAUCCAGCUCUGAGACCCACUCAGAGGCCACGUCUCCCCAGGACGGGGGCCCCAUCCUGGUGUCACGUGGUGAGGUCGUGGGGGGCUCCCUGGCCCCAUGUGGCGCCCUGCACUCUGUAUCUCGGCCUCCAAGCACUCUUACUCUCGGCCGACCGCCCAAGAAAGGUUCCUCCGUGCAGUGGAUGGAGCUGCCGGAUAAGAGGAGAAACAGUGAGCUGUUUCAGUCCCUCACCAGUGGAGUGGGUUCACGGGAAGGUGGGGGAAGCGGUUUAACCCGGAGAAAGACUCUGGAGAGGCCCAAUGCAGAGGAGGAAAUGAAAGAGUGUAUCCGAGAUUUCCGAAAGAUCAAGAUCCCCCCGGCGUUCCCAGAGCGCAAACGGCAGUGGCAGUCAGAACUUCUUCAGAAAUACGGCCUAUAAGGGAAACUCAGGAUAGGGAACUGUUUUAAACUAUCCAAUAUUCUCAAUCGCACACAGUAGAUUGUCCAUCAGACUUUGAGGUCCUUAAGAAAACUUGAGCCAACAAAA
Rhinichthys klamathensis goyatoka is the source of this 1612-nucleotide messenger RNA. It is a transcript of the gene kctd8, whose product is annotated as potassium channel tetramerization domain containing 8. Gene Ontology annotation, biological process: regulation of G protein-coupled receptor signaling pathway; protein homooligomerization. The record is from RefSeq and is a predicted model, not a curated record. The coding region runs from base 143 to 1504 and encodes 453 amino acids. The transcript is spliced from 2 exons. Gene Ontology annotation, molecular function: protein binding. Lineage: Eukaryota; Metazoa; Chordata; Actinopteri; Cypriniformes; Leuciscidae.